Nematocida parisii ERTm1 is the source of this 4047-nucleotide messenger RNA. RefSeq lists its product as uncharacterized. Gene Ontology annotation, biological process: transcription initiation at RNA polymerase II promoter. The transcript has a single exon. Gene Ontology annotation, molecular function: chromatin binding; RNA polymerase II general transcription initiation factor activity; protein binding. NCBI's taxonomy places the organism in Eukaryota, Fungi, Microsporidia. The record is from RefSeq and is a predicted model, not a curated record. Bases 1 to 4047 code for a protein of 1348 amino acids. Gene Ontology annotation, cellular component: transcription factor TFIID complex.
AUGAAUGUAACUCACCAGAAGAAUAUCUUGCAUUUAAGCACGGGAGAAAGGCGGUGCACAGGAACAAGCAUUUUUCAUGUGAAUCUGCAGAAGGAGGAAAGACUGGAAAUAUUACAGAUUCAGUUAAAAAUACUGAAGGUAGAAAUAUUCAGCGAAAAUAUGUGGAAGAUUGUGGAAAUGGGUGACGGAGUGAAGGUUCCUUCAACAACAGAGAAAAUACGAGUAUUAUUUGAGACAGAGAAAAACAAUCCAAGUAUAACAUUCUACAGCACACCUAACAGAAAAUGUGUUGAAUUCGCUGGCGAACCUAUUAAUGGGCAUGCGCAGGGGAUGUUUCCGAUUCUUUCGAAUAAUGAGUUUAGUAUGGAGAUGGUCUAUAUUGUGUCAUUUGAAAGGGGAUUUCAGGUGGUGUCAAGUGGUACUCUAAGUGGGAUAUAUGAUGGAGGGACAACAAAGACGUUUCAUUACAAAAUAGACAGCGGCCGGCCCAGGGAUAUUUUAUUUGCAGGGGGGAUGUAUGAAGAGAUGCAGUCUGGGAGAGUGACUAUUUAUAUACCAGAGGCACUUUCAGAUCGAUUUGCCGCGGGUGGGAAGGAGUCAUUAGAAGUACUGAAGUCAUCGAUCUCUGCAGCGCAGCAGGCUCUUGAUUACAAACUGCCAUUCUAUAAGCUGUAUGUUGUAUUUAGUAUGUGCAGUGUAGCAGGGUCAAUUGGUCGGAACUGUGCUAUUUUUAAUAUCUCUCAGAUAAUAGUACCAGAGGCAAUAGACCAGUGCUUCUCAAGUAUUAAGCUGCUUACUAAGAUUGUGGCAGAGCAGUAUUUUGGUGUGCAUGCGUAUGCGAUUUCUGAGCAGGACUACUGGAUGUAUACGGGUCUUUCUGAGUAUGUGUCAAUGUAUCUUAUAGAAAUGUUUUUGGGUGUUAAUGAGGCAAAGUAUGAAUUAAACAGAAAUAUAGAUUAUAUUCACAAGAACGAUAUAGAAGAGCCUCCGCUGUCAUCGGUGGACAGGGCCAGAAAUACGUUUAAGUCGCCAUUUUUCAUCAAAAAAUCUGGGGCAUUCAUUAAAAUCCUGGAGAAUAAUCUGACAAGAGCGUUCAUGCAGAAGAUUAUGAAGGAGGUUUUAGAGGCAAGGACAAUUGGGACACAGGACCUGAUUCGUGUUGUAAAGGGGAUUACUGGAAAGGAUGUGAGAAUGCUUUUUGAGGCGUAUGUGUACAGGACGGGUAUACCAACUGUUAUAGCGCAGGUAGAGCAGAAUAGCAGGGCGGGUGGAUUCUCAAUUAUUCUCAAGCAGAAAAUUCACUCAGUGCAUCCAGAAGCAAACAGACACAUUACAGGGAAUAUAUGCGUGCGAGUGUACGAAACAGACUCGGUCCUUGACCAUGUUCUUUUUAUAGGGAGCACUCCAAUCACGCACGAGUUGGCAUGUAAUCAAAGAAGUCAAAGAAGAAAGCAGAAGGGAGAAGAGUCAGCGUCUCUGCUUUGGAUACGCAUAGACCCGGGCCUGGAGUGGAUGAAGGUGUCUGUUGUAGAGCAGGCAGAUUAUAUGUUUGCAGAGCAGCUGGUCAGUGAGAAAGACGUGUAUGGGCAGAUGGAAGCGCUGGCGGGUGUGCAGAAGAAUCCAAGUGAAACAAUCUGCGGGAUUUUAGAGAGAGUGAUGGGGGAUGCCCAGAUGUUCUACAAGGUAAGCGUGGCAGCAGGUAUACUUCUGGCGAAAAGCGUGAAUGAAGAGUCAGGGUAUUUUGGGUUUCAGCGGGUUGUUCAGUACUUUAUUAACAGCCAUUGUAUCCAGAACACAACAAUUGUAAAAACAAAUGACUUUUCGCAGUAUAGAACAUACUUUAUGCAGAAAAACAUUGCGUCGUCUAUGUCGCUGUGCCAGCUGGAUUCAACAAAAUCAUUAAGUGGCCGGAUUAUUCGGGCAAAGAAUGUAGUUUCUGCGUUUCUGUUGAAUCUUAUGCGGUACAAUGAUAAUACUGGAAACCAGUUUGAGGACUCAUUCUAUAUUGCAGACAUCAUUACGUCUCUGUCAAUUGCGCUGUGCUCUGAUGCAUAUUUAGAUACAGGGCCAUUUGUAAUGGAAAUCGAGAGGCUCAGAAAAAAGGACCUUUUAUUCCCCAGCCACCAGAACAUUGUCACAUGUGCUACAAUUAAAGCAUUUACUCGGCUGAGCAUACAAGGCUGCAUUACAGUCUCGUUCAAAGGAAUUUUGCGAUACACACUGCCAGAGAACUUCUAUAAGGUAAGGAUGGCAGCGUAUGAGUCAUUGAUUCUUCUGCACCCAGACCAGCUUAAGCUUAUUAUAGAAAUGGCAGAGAGUGAAGAGAGGCUUGUCCGAAUAAAGAUUCUUAAAACAAUAAAAGAUGCUGCGAUGUGUGCAGCUCUUCCCAUUUUUGAGAAAAUCCGAGCGCAUGUCACGCAGAUACAGGAGAUAGGAAGAAUGUUUGCAGGUGACGAGGAGAUAGAUUGCUUAGUGGAAGAAAUAGAGGGGCUGCUUAUGGAGCCAACUGAACUUGUGGCAGACGUUGUAGAAGAGGCCAUACUGCACGACAUGAGCAGUGAUGAUGAGGUAAAAACCCUGCCCAAGCUUAUUAUAAAACUAUUCAAGCCACUGACCAUAAAAAUACCAUUGAAAGAUGUCCCAGAAGAAGUAAGAAAAGAAGUAGAUGCCCCUGUGCCUAUAGUAGAGGAGGCAGUGCAGCCGCCGCCUGAAAUAGAUGUAGAUGCACUUUAUGAGAAUGACACGCACAGGGCCAUCUACUGCUUGGAUAAACCUCAAAAGAUUGCUGCAUGCCACCUUUUAGACCACAUAAAGAAAAGCAAGGCAAGCAUGCAUAUUUCCCAGCUUUCAAAGAAAACCGACCCACAACAGAAAAAGAGAAUUCCUACGUUUGAUGACAUAACCAUUGAAAUAAACCAUAAAAAAUCUACAGCAGAUGAACCACACGCUUUAACAGAGGAAGCCAAUAGUGCUCCUAGAGAGGAUGCUUCUUCUGUGCCGGCACCAGAGAGCUCUAUUGAAAAUAUUUCUGAUGGUAGUGUAGUUGAAAUAAAAAUAUCAAAUGAGGAGGCAAAUACACACUUAAAGAAUGAAGUGCGCUGUCUCUUUAACCAAUCAGAUGACUAUCGAAUGAGCAAUAUAUAUGCAAUGGCUGCACACAUAUUUAGAGAGUACUUCAAGUCGGCGCAGUACGAUACAUCUUCGUACUGUACAAUAAAGUACUUCCAAGCAUACUUUGAAAGAGAGUAUGCAGCAUUCUUUCACAUGACACAGCACGAGUUUGGUUUAAUUGACAGCGAGUGCAAGGACCGAAAAGGAAGGGAUAUUCUGGUUGAGAUGGUUGAAAAGGUAAUAGAAGCGGACAGACACAAAAUAUUCUCUUCUCCCAUUGAUAUAGAUCUCUUGCGAGAGUACAAGUAUCUAGAAAUAGUUAGGCGGCCUCUGGACCUACAGAUGAUAAAGAAGCGGCUAGAAGAGAAUGAGUACUUUAUGGUUGAGUGCGUGAUGUUUGAUAUUAUUCAGGUCUUUGUAAACUGUCUAACAUACAAUCUGGUUGAUUCAGAUAUAUACAAAGAAGCACUUUUUGUGCGAAAAGAAGCAACAAAGAUUAUACAGGACUAUAGCGCAGAGUUUCCGCAUAAGUGCAUGCUGAAGGAUGCACUAUUUGCAGUAAUUGCAGAAAUCAUGCAAGCAGAGGAGUUUGCUGUGUUCUUUGAGAAAGUGGACAAGGAGCAGUAUCCACAAUAUUAUUCUAUAGUCAAAGAGCCAAUGACCCUCUCUCUUAUAAAAACCAGAGCACAGAGCAAUUACUACAGAAAUAUUAUGCAUUUUGAAAGUGACUUCCAAAGAAUCAGCACAGCCACUCUACUGUAUAAUGGGCCUGCCUCUGAGAUAACCAAGCUGGGAAAAGCACUUAUCAACAAAGUGCAGAAUCUAGUGCAAAAAGUGUUCCCAUGGUAUAGAAGUAUGUUCAACAAAAGAACUACAAUACAGCAAAAAACAAAGGCACCAGCUGGGACCAGCAAAAAGAUAAAGAGCCAAAAGUAA